This is a messenger RNA of Anoplophora glabripennis (Asian longhorned beetle), 2366 nucleotides long. RefSeq names its product protein CASC1-like. Gene Ontology annotation, cellular component: axoneme. Lineage: Eukaryota; Metazoa; Arthropoda; Insecta; Coleoptera; Cerambycidae. Bases 118 to 2355 code for a protein of 745 amino acids. The record is from RefSeq and is a predicted model, not a curated record. The transcript has 15 exons. Gene Ontology annotation, molecular function: beta-tubulin binding; microtubule binding.
AGCGAGCUUGCAGCAUUACAAUUGUAUUGUGAAUUAAUGUGUACCCUUCUGAUUAACCUUUCACGAAUUUCGACAAGGAAAUCUACUUAAAAAGGUGGUAUAUGGGCAGAAGGGGCCAUGGAAAAGCCGCCCAAGAAGAAGAAGCCGAAGAAGGUGAAGAUGACGGCCGAGAUGAUCGAGAAGUUGAGGAUCGAGGCCGAGCUGGAGGCGGCCAGGCAGGCGGAAUUGGAGAAGAGACGGUUGGAGGAGGAGAGAAAGGCGGCGAUAGAAAAAGAAAAGAGGGAGAUCAUCGAGCACCGCUUAAGACAGGAACAACUCGACAAGACGAUGUCGAAGCUGAUGGACAUGGUUAAGAAAUGCAAGGAAGCGAACAGGCAGGAGACGGAAUUGGCCGAGUGGGAAUUUUAUAUUACUUGCGGGAGACUACCGAAUCCGUCUCUGUGUGACCAAAUGAACACCUACCUUCACCUGUGGGAAAAAGAACUGGACGAGACCACCAUGGAGGAAGCUUCUAAGCGUACAGAAGAUGUCGUUAAGCUACUGACAGACCUACAGGACCUGUUGGACACCGCCACAGACGUGGAGGAUAGGAUCGUGAACAACUGGAAAUGGGUAAGACAACUCUUCAGGGACCACCAGAAGGAGAACCUGGAAGUGGCAACGUACAAACUCCUCAGAAACAUCGAGAAAAACCUCCAUCGCAUCGACAUACCCACCGCUGACUUCAAUUUCGCUGACGAGAACUUGAACCUCAGCAUCUGGUUGAGGGUUCAGCUGCCCGUACACUUGCCCAAUCCAAGAAGACCGCCCAAGUCAAGAAUCGAAAUAGCCUUCCCCAACGUGAACAUGGAAGUCCUGUUCCCGUCAUCUAUCGACUGCGACUCCAUGGCCGUCAGGUCCGUGUACCUGAAGUACGACCAUCUCAGUGACCUGUGCGCGAGCUUCUACAUACCCAACACGCCAUCUAUGAUAUCGUCGGCUCUAUUGGACAGCGUCAAUCGCGAAUGGCGUGUCAAACUCAAAUACAAGUACGACAACAGAGACAGGAAAACUGUAGUUCCGAAGACUGACGACAACGGCAACGGCGCGCCCUGCGAAGAAAUAGAGAAGACGGAGUUCUCUUCAGACGAAGAGAUCCCGUUGGUGCCAUACAAGAAACUAGAGCCCACCGCCAGCGAGAUGGCCAUCCAGCUGGAAGAUACAUUAUACUCCGAAACGAAACAACACCUCACGAUCACGGUACCGGACCACGUGAUCAACCUGAGGAGGUUCUCCGUGCUGGGCGGCGUCUUCUGCUUGAACCUGGUCUACCAGCCACCCCAGCCUCAGCAGUUCGUCACUAUGGACCUCGAAAUGACAAAACUUUUCUUACCGAAAAAACUGGAACACGUCGACUUCUCCGUGAUCUACACCCCGCCCGCACCCCCACCCCCCGGGCUGAGGAGACUCCCCGAACAGAUAGAGGAGGAAAUGAGGCUGCAGGAGGAGGAGAUGGACAAGCUGAUGCUGAUCACCCUCACGUGGCCCAGUCACGUGAUCUUCCUGGAGCUGCCCAUAGUGUGUUACUGGGACGAGGGUCAAAGGCAGUGGUCGAAGAAGAACAUCCACGACCUCAAGCACAACGAGGAGAAGGGCAUUCUGACCUUCAGGACGGGGUUGUUUGGAACUUACGGCUUGGCCACCAUCAGAUACGUCAAUCUGCCCUACCAGGCAUGGGAGCUUAAGGCCGAGGAAGACGGAUCCGUCACGUUCCAAAUCACGGCGGCCAUCUUGAUGCUCGAAUUCAACGUCAACAAGGAGGGCCUCGUGUGCCUCUCGCAACUACAGAAUAGCCCCAACAAGGCCCUGACCGAGAUCAUCGGCGUAUAUUUCAAAUUAUUCAAACUCAAGCGGAAGAUGAAGGAAGCUGGCAUCGACGUAUUUCCGGAACCCGACGCUUUCUGUUACAUCGAAGGCGCUUGCGAGAAGCACUGGCCCAUGGAGAAGCAUCUGUACUACAACAUGGCCCAGAUGGCCCCCUGUUUCAACUUUGCUUGGUCGAGAUGGAAUCUAACAGCCGGCAGGAGGAAUAUAGUCAUGCAGAUGAGGGAAUACGUACCCACUAAGACCAAACAGAAAAAUCAUUCGAUGUUACUGGUCACUCCUCAAAAAGCCAGCCUAGUUGAAUGUACAGAGGUCAGUCAAGUAUUUUGUGACGAUGACGUCGAAGGAUUAAAGUUCAGUGCUGACUUGUAUAAUUUGAUAAAAGCUGCGUACAGCAUCACGAUAAGGAAGAAAGCCCAAAACGCGCCCUGGGAGAUGGUCCACGCCUUGUACGAGCUUCUCUUGGCUGUCAAAGUGCUAAGUUUCUCUUAAAAAAAAUUACA